AUGGCAACCAAUAACGGCUACCAUACAGUCUGUACUGGCAAUGCCGCAGAGACUGCAGAGAAUCAUCGCGCUGCUGAUGACACUACAGAGUUUGAGCUCUUUGGCGCUUGUUUCUGCCCUUUUGUCCAGCGAGUUUGGAUUCAGCUUGAGCUACUUGACAUCAACUACAUCUACCGUGAAGUAGACCCUUAUGCAAAGCCCGCUGAACUCUUGGUAGACAAUCCCAAGGGCUUAGUGCCUUGCAUGCAGCACUACUUUGACAACCAAACAUUUCGUAUUACGGAAAGCACAGUCAUUAUGGAUUAUGUGGAAGACGUCCACUCAGCGCUUUAUAAGGACAAGACGCCUCAGCAGAAGGCGAUUGUCAGGUUGCGAGCAUAUUUCGUGAAUAAUACUUUUGUGCCGAGCUUCUAUCGUUUCCUGCAGGCAACGACGCCAGAAGGCCAAGUGGAGCAUGGCAAAGCGUUCGCAGACAAUCUAGGGAAGCUGUUAUCUUGGGCGGACUCAGAGGGCCCUUUCUUCAUGGGAUUACAGCUUGGUUACCUUGAUGUUCUCGUGGCUCCAUGGCUGCUGCGUAUCAGACGUGUACUGAAGCCCUACCGUGACUUUGAUGUCUCGUCGCCACGCUAUGUCAAGUGGAUAGAUGCUCUAGAGUCCCAUGCUGCAGUCGCGGCAACGAUUUCCACUGAUGACUUGUAUCUGGACUCUUACAAGCGAUACGCUGAGAACAGACCCAACACCAGUCAAGUGGCAAACGCCAUCAAUGCGGGCCAUGCAUUGCCAUGA
Molecule: messenger RNA, 786 nt
Organism: Protomyces lactucae-debilis
Lineage: Eukaryota; Fungi; Ascomycota; Taphrinomycetes; Taphrinales; Protomycetaceae
Product: glutathione S-transferase
Exons: 1
Coding region: 1-786 (261 amino acids)
Cellular component (GO): cytoplasm
Source: RefSeq, a predicted model, not a curated record